GCCGGGGCCGCUGCCCUGCCUUCCGAGGAUGCCGUCGCCCGACGAGGAGGACCGCGAGCGUCGCCGGAGCCGCCGGAGGGACCUUCUGCUGAGCCAGAUCAGCUUCCUGGCCUUGGUGGCGCUGCUGCUCUGGUCGCUGUCGAGCAUGCAGGAGCACGAUGACCUCGACUUCAUGGACCUCAUAGGGCAGGACAGACAGUGGACGGUGGGCAGGAAGUUACUGCAGGUGAACGACACGCUGACUUCGGAAGAUGCUGGGCUGCGGAGCAGCAAGAAUUGCACUGAACCAGCCCUGCACGAAUUCCCCAAUGACAUCUUCACCAACGAGGACCGGAGACAGGGAGCGGUGGUCCUGCACGUGCUCUGUGCCAUGUACAUGUUCUACGCGCUGGCCAUCGUGUGUGACGACUUCUUCGUCCCCUCCUUGGAAAAGAUCUGUGAGCGCCUGCACCUCAGUGAGGACGUGGCUGGGGCCACGUUCAUGGCGGCGGGCAGUUCGGCCCCAGAGCUGUUCACGUCCGUUAUAGGCGUCUUCAUCACCAAGGGCGACGUGGGAGUGGGGACCAUCGUGGGCUCUGCCGUCUUCAAUAUCCUGUGCAUCAUCGGCGUCUGCGGGCUCUUCGCCGGGCAGGUUGUGGCUCUUUCCUCCUGGUGCCUGCUGCGGGAUUCGAUUUACUACACGCUGUCCGUGGUCGCGCUUAUCGUGUUCAUUUAUGAUGAACAAGUUUCCUGGUGGGAGUCUCUGGUCCUCGUGCUCAUGUACCUCGUCUACAUCGUCAUUAUGAAAUACAACGCCUGCAUGCAUCAGUGCUUCGAGAGGAGGACGAAAGGUGCUGGAAACAUGGUCAACGGCUUGGCCAGCAACGCCGAGGUGGACGACAGCAGCAACUGUGACGCGACUGUGGUGCUACUGAAGAGAGCCAAUUUCCACCGCAAAGCGUCAGUGAUCAUGGUGGACGAGCUGCUGUCAGCCUACCCACACCAGCUGUCUUUCUCUGAGGCCGGUCUUCGAAUCAUGAUCACCAGCCACUUCCCCCCCAAGACCCGACUCUCCAUGGCCAGCCGCAUGUUGAUCAAUGAGAGACAGAGACUGAUAAACAGCAGGGCUUACGCCAACGGGGAGUCCGAGGUGGCCAUCAGAAUCCCCAUCAAGCACACGGUGGAGAACGGGACGGGGCCGGGCAGCGCCCCGGACAGAGGCGGCAGCCGGGCCCGGAGGGACGACGCCGUCGCUGAGGCUGGCGACGAGGCAGAGAAUGAGAACGAGGACAACGAGAAUAACGAGAAUGAUGAGGACGAGGAGGACGAGGAGGAUGAGGAGGGACCCUACACGCCGUUCGACCCCCCCUCUGGCAAACUGGAAACAGUGAAAUGGGCGUUCACCUGGCCCCUGAGCUUCGUCUUAUACUUCACUGUCCCCAACUGCAACAAGCCCCGCUGGGAGAAGUGGUUUAUGGUGACGUUCGCUUCCUCCACGUUGUGGAUCGCAGCCUUCUCCUACAUCAUGGUGUGGAUGGUCACCGUCAUCGGUUACACGCUGGGGAUCCCCGACGUCAUCAUGGGCAUCACCUUCCUGGCGGCCGGAACCAGCGUGCCUGACUGCAUGGCCAGCCUCAUCGUGGCCAGACAAGGCAUGGGGGACAUGGCCGUGUCCAACUCCAUCGGGAGCAACGUGUUUGACAUCCUCAUCGGCCUCGGCCUCCCCUGGGCCCUGCAGACCCUGGCUGUGGACUACGGAUCCUACAUUCGGCUGAACAGCAGGGGGCUGAUCUACUCCGUGGGCUUGCUCCUGGCCUCUGUCUUUGUCACGGUGUUUGGCGUUCACCUGAACAAGUGGCAGCUGGACAGGAAGCUCGGGUGCGGGUGCCUUUUCCUGUACGGCGUGUUCCUGUGCUUCUCCAUCAUGACCGAGUUUAACGUGUUCACCUUCGUGAACCUGCCCAUGUGCGGGGACCACUGACCGCGGCCGCCGCCCAGCUCGGCUCCUCCUUUCUGUGCAAUACGAGGCCGGCGCCCGAGUCGCGGCCCCGCCCGGCGUCGUCUCCCGCGCGGUCCACCGGCCUCCGCUCCUGCCCGGCGGCCCGGCCUCCCCGCCGCCCCCCAGCCCCGGCUCCCCGCCCCGCCCCCGGCUCCCCGCCCCCGCCAUGUGAAGACCCGACAUCCGCGUGAAUUUUCCAGCUCCACUUUUAAACAGUGACUGAGGUUCUAGAAAAACUGGCUGCUAACUGGCCCAAGCCAGGCAGAACUUAGUUCAUCCCUCCUCCUGUUUUAAGUUAUUGGAUGGAAGACAAGCCUAAUUUAUGACCUGAGACUGGGGAAGGAAGAGAGGGGAGAGGGUACGUCGAUGACUUGGGAUUUCCUGACGCUGAGGGGCUGAUUCCUAGGUUACUGGGUCUAGGGGGGUCGUUUGGCUUUGGGGGCUCCCCGUUUUCUUCCUUUUAUUCCAGAGGUUGAGAGCUUCUCUUGCAUCUCCUUUCACUGGGCUCUGGAUCCUGCACCAGCCACAGAUGUGUCUGCUGCAUCCACUGCGGUAGAAUCCCAGGCUCAUGGGAGCGUGUAUGGAUGUAGCUGAUCAGAGGAGCAGCUGGGAACAAACGCACCACAGGUCACACCCGGGGGCCUCCCCGAGUCCUGCAGGCAUUUCCUGGGGCACAGGGCUUUCGAGGAAGAAGACAGCUUCCCACCUGUCCAUUUUGACCAUCACUUCCUCCCCAGGUUCUUUCUAGUCUCUCAAGCAAUAGUUCUAGCCUGCCGGAGGCCCUUGUCCAGGGGCCCUGGUUCAACUAUCCAUCUGUGAGUCCCUGAGAUGUGCUCUCUUUGCUUGGUGUUUGGGGUGACAGGGAGUGACCUGGAGGCCACCACUGCUUUACAUGCAGGAGGUACAGACACUGGUUUCUUGGGACGUGGAGAAAAGCACGCUUUGCACAGACGUUGCCACUCGGUACUGAGUACACUGGACCCCAACUGCUGGCUCUUGGGCCAGCGUCCUUCCUCGUGGGAUGCCACUGCCAAGAUGCCCCAGCUCCAGUCCUCCCCUCCUGGAGGGAUGGCACGGGAAGGAGAAAACGGAACUGACACCUUCGGAACCGCAGAAUGUGUUCAGUGCAGACUCGCUCAAGGGUGUGAGUUAUUAUGAACGUUGUUGCCAAUCACUGCUCAACAGCCCUGCUAGGUUUUGUCUGAUGCUGAAUUAUUAUGCAGACUAAUUCCACCGAGUUGAGACCCACCCAUGCUUGUUACACUUGUAUUUAUUGAAACUGUGGAUUCUUGCCCGAGCCACCCCUUGUAUUUACUUUACGCACUGAUCACUUAUUUGUUCGGUAUGGUUUUCCCCCUCCCUGUACACAUUCUGGUAUGAAUUGUAAAAAUAACCUGUUACAAGUUGGUUGAAGGGUCCUGCCAAUGGUGCACACGGAGGCCGGCGUGAGCCGUUGGGCACCUGUCGGAUGGAGCAGCGGGAGAAGGAAUCACCAGUUUGGGCUCUCAGAGCUAAGACACACUUAUAGAUUCUGUUACACAUUUUGCACUGGUUUCUGGCGAUUGUUUUCUUGGACAGAUAGUGUAAAAUAAACUUCUCUGUUCUGUA
This is a messenger RNA of Camelus dromedarius (Arabian camel), 3586 nucleotides long. It is a transcript of the gene SLC24A3, whose product is annotated as solute carrier family 24 member 3. Gene Ontology annotation, biological process: intracellular calcium ion homeostasis; calcium ion transmembrane transport. Lineage: Eukaryota; Metazoa; Chordata; Mammalia; Artiodactyla; Camelidae. Gene Ontology annotation, cellular component: plasma membrane. Gene Ontology annotation, molecular function: calcium channel activity; calcium, potassium:sodium antiporter activity. Bases 29 to 1960 code for a protein of 643 amino acids. The transcript is spliced from 17 exons. The record is from RefSeq and is a predicted model, not a curated record.